Molecule: messenger RNA, 2992 nt
Organism: Coffea arabica (coffee)
Lineage: Eukaryota; Viridiplantae; Streptophyta; Magnoliopsida; Gentianales; Rubiaceae
Product: glycosyltransferase BC10
Cellular component (GO): membrane
Molecular function (GO): glycosyltransferase activity
Source: RefSeq, a predicted model, not a curated record
CCCACUUCCCAUUCCUCACCAUGAGAUAAGACCUCCCUGAUUCAGCCUCCGCUUUCCCCACCGCAGCCCACUUCCCUCGCCAAUCUUCUAUCCUAACUGCCUUUAUUGCUAUCGUUUCUGUAUAUUCAAUUGUCAUAAAACCAUCUCCACUAUUCCAAUACACCCUCCUCCGCAACCAUAUCCUCCUCAACCCCCUUCCCUUCUCCAAAUCCCCUGUACAUAUUAAGCCGAACCCAGGAAAAAAGAUCAAUCAGAUCUCAAUAAUUUCAAGGGAUAUAUCCCUGUUAUCUUGUAGUGUAUGUUAAUUAGGGGACAGAGUUAGAGAUUCUGCUUUCCAUAUUUUCAGAUUUAGUUGUAGAAGGAAAUACAAAGAGUUGUGGCUAUGUUUAACACGCCAUUCGUCCUCUCAUUUGCUCUCCUCCUUUCUUUUCCUCUCCUCUUCCUCCUCGCCCCUCGCAUUCUUCCUCCCAAACACGUUCAAAUCUCCCUCCCCGACGAGCUCGACGACCUCGCUCUCUUCCGCCGCGCCUCUCUCGCCUCCUUGCACCUCGCCAACGACAACCACCACUAUCCUCGCCUUCCCCGCCACCACAUCCGCCUUGGCUCCACCAACCCGUCCUUAGCCAAGCCCAAGAUCGCCUUCCUUUUCCUCACCAACUCCGACCUCCAUUUCGCCCCUCUCUGGGAGAAAUUCUUUGCCAACCACUCCUCCAACCUCUACAAUAUCUACAUCCACGCCGAUCCAUCCGUGAAAAUAAAUCCUCCCGGAGGCGUCUUCGAAGGCCGAUUCAUCCCCGCUAAGAAAACCGAACGCGCUUCCCCCACCCUCAUCGCCGCCGCCCGUCGCCUCCUCGCCACCGCCCUCCUCGACGACCCUUUGAACUUCUACUUCGCCUUAAUCUCCCAGCAUUGCAUCCCGCUCCACUCCUUCGACUUUGUGUACCACUCGCUCCUCACCAAGCCACUCUCCGAGUCAUCUCGGUCAUCCGAAUCGGCACCGACUCUGUCCCUCAUCUACCGCAGUUAUAUCGAGAUAUUAUCGGACGAGCCGCAGUUAUGGGACAGGUACGUCGCCAGAGGGGAAGACGUGAUGCAUCCGGAAGUGCCUUUUGAUCGGUUCCGGAUCGGGUCUCAGUUCUUUAUCUUGAACCGGGAACAUGCAUUGUUGGUUAUCAGGGAGAGGAGGUUAUGGAGAAAGUUUAGGUUGCCUUGCUUGAAUAUACAUUCUUGCUACCCGGAGGAGCAUUACUUUCCGACCCUUUUGUCCAUGGAGGAUCCGGAUGGGGCCACACAUUAUACUCUUACUCGGGUCAACUGGACCGGGAGUACGGAUGGGCACCCGCAUACCUACCGACCCGUUGAGGUGUCACCGCAGCUUAUUCAGGAGCUCCGGGUUUCAAAUUCUACUUAUUCGUUUAUGUUUGCGAGGAAAUUUUCUCCGGAUUGCUUGAAACCAUUGUUGGACAUGGCGGAGAAGGUCAUCUUUCGUGACUAGUUCCAGUCGGGUGGCAAGUGGUGGAGUAUUUUUUUUUUUUUUUUUUUUCUGUGUUGGGGAAAUGUAAAAAUAAACACCGAGUGCCGACCAAAGACCUAAUCCAGACAAGGCGUCCGGAUUGGAUUGGGGGAGUUGGUUUCUGGUGUGGCUGUACAGAUGUGGUGGAAUGGAAUGCUUUCUAGUGCAAUGUACUCGGUAGUAAAGAGUUUCCCACGCUGGGCUGGGGAAGAGAGUAUGGAAUGUGCUCAUUAGGGAGCGGCUUUCUGAGCUUAGAGUGGAGUUAAAAAAGUAAAAGGAUAAAAAGGGCAAAAAGUGGCAAAGGGCUCAUUGCUUCUUUUUUCCUUUGUUGUAUGAAAAAUGUUUUGAGAGAGAGGGAAAAAAAAAAAAAAAAAAAACCUCCCAUUUGCUCUGCCGCAUUUUGUUUUUGCUUUUGUAGUUUAAACUACUGUUCUUGCUUCUUGUUCUGAGUAGGGCAACGGUGGUGCGUGUGUUGUGCCAAUGCAUCAAUUUUCUUCACUUUAUAUGUAGUUAGUCGGCGAUUGGGGGAUGCAAAAGUUCUGUCUUCUUGCUGUCUUUCUUUAUGUUCUCCGUUGCUUGUAAAUUCACAGUUUAAGAAUCAUAAUUAUAGGGGUGGACAUCAGGCUUAUCAAUUCCUCGUCAACAUUUCUUUUGAGAUGCUUGUUGGCAAGGGGACAAACAAAUGACUAGUGUGUGAGAGUGAGAGAGAAUAUGACUUAAUUUAAUUUCUAAAACAGGUCAUCCCAUCCCAAGAUGUGGCUUGAUAAGUAAGUAAGUAGUAUUUAAUUUUGUUAACAAUUCUUGUUGGCAUUGGACUCUGCCAGCCAAUAGGGGUCGGGGAAUAAAUAUAGAAAAGACACUUUAGAAAUUAAAAUUACUAAACUAUCAAAUUAAGAGUGCUUAUUUUCUUCCUCCCAUGUUUUGUCUUCUCCUUCUCGUACUUGCAUUUAUAGCUAAAUAAACGAUGAACCAAAACAAUAUAGUCUGUGCUAAGGAAAGACAAACCAUUUUUAUUUUCUGCCUCUUGAUUGGUCAUUUGUUUUAGUUGAAGAAACGAACAUUGCCACAGGGAACAAAAGAACAUCCACGUGUGGGAUUGAGGUCCAUGCAAUAUUGUGUUUGGAUUGACUCCGGCACAACCAUUUUUGUGACAAAGAAAAAAAGAAAAGAAAAGGAAAGAAAAAGUAAACAAUCGACAGCUGGCGUUUCAAUGUACCUUUCAUAUUCCAGACUGCGCCUCCAUGUUCUUGUGGGCCGGAUCUUUAUAAGGCCACCUUCAAUCCAUUACUCUCUGGAAAUCCAAUAAGCCCACUCUGGAAUAUUAUUGUUAACUUUAACAGCUUAAUGCACCCAAUGCUGAUCAUCCUGCAUUAGUCUAAUUGAUGUCAUACCGAACGCAACAAAUCUAAUAUCAACUUCAAUGAACUCGAAAAUGAAAUUGAUUGAAGGCUACUCAUCAGUUGCAAGACAGGAAAAAAA